Messenger RNA from Toxoplasma gondii ME49, 5563 nucleotides. RefSeq names its product U3 small nucleolar RNA-associated protein 6 protein. Gene Ontology annotation, biological process: maturation of SSU-rRNA from tricistronic rRNA transcript (SSU-rRNA, 5.8S rRNA, LSU-rRNA). NCBI's taxonomy places the organism in Eukaryota, Apicomplexa, Conoidasida, Eucoccidiorida, Sarcocystidae. Gene Ontology annotation, molecular function: snoRNA binding; protein binding. Gene Ontology annotation, cellular component: small-subunit processome; Pwp2p-containing subcomplex of 90S preribosome. The record is from RefSeq and is a predicted model, not a curated record. The transcript has a single exon. The coding region runs from base 647 to 4477 and encodes 1276 amino acids.
CUCUUGAGCUGCAUUGUCUCGGGGGCCUUCAGGCAGAUCCCCAGCCUCCACCGAUCGCGAGGAAAGAUGCGAGUUCUUGGAAGAAAACGGAAUUCCUUUUCUCCUCCAAAGAUCGUGUGGGGCGCGGAAGAUCGAGAGGAACAGCGGUAGGAAAAAGGAACUAUUGCAGACUUUGAAGUGGCUACUUUCUUUUCUCCUCCACCGUUGCUUCUCCACCUCUUUCUUUGCUGUAUCGUCAGCAAGUUGUCUUGCUGUAGACUCUCGAGCCAGGCUUCUUGCCCAGUACACAGCUGUACCUCUCCACUUCCUUCUUUCGCUUCCCUUUCCCCAGGUCCUUCUUUUACCUCUCGCCACCCCCUCCAUCUCCCCCACGUCCUUUGCUGUCUCUCCCUUCUCUCUUCUUUGCCUGUGUCUUCCCCUCUCCUCCUCAUCUAUCUUUUUCUCUGCCUCCUUCUCUGUCUCUGAGAAGCGCUCUCUCCGACGUUUACCUCCGUUGUUUCUGUAUUCCCCGCCUCCUUCUCUUCGUCUUCGUGGGUGUAGGACGGUCUUCCUCUCGUUCUUCUUUGUCACGUUCACUUUAUUUUUCUGUCCGCCCCUCUUCCCUUCUGGUCCUGCCCCGCGUCUUCUCUCUUCGGUGUGAGGGGCGAUGGCGGACGGCGUCCAGCGUCGCCUGGAGGAGAGUUUGAACGAGCUCGAGUCUCUGGUGUCUCGAGGCCUCCUGGAGGAGGAGGAGGCGAGGGAAAUUCUCCGGCGCAGAAGAGACUUUGAGUUUUCCUGCAGCAGCCGAGGCGACACCGCAGACGUGGUGCAGCAGUUUCUGCUGUACAUACAGUAUGAAGCGAACUUGCUGUCGCUGCUGCGACACCGGUGCAGCUCCUCUCUCCACGCCAUUCUGAAGGAUUUGGAGGAAGUGCGUCGGACAGUUUCGCACUUGUCUUUGCGCGAGGAGAGCGAGCGUCUGCAAGCUCCGCGCAAGAAGAAGCGCAGCGACCUGUCCGCCGCGUCCUCUGCCUCCUCUCUCUCCGCAGUGCUUCAGCGACGGAGGCGCGAGCAGUCGACGAAGGAGAAGCGCGCAGAGAACCUAAAAACCACUUUGCAUGCAGUUCUCCGCGCAGGGACGAAUCGCCUCUAUGCUCUCAUCAACCGUGUGCUGCACCGGCACUCGUCUUCUCUCCCGCUCUGGCUGUCGUGCGCGGACCUGCUUCUCCAGCUCGGGGCCGGCCGUCUGCUGCAGACCUUUCUGCUGCAGGCGAUUCGGAGGUUUCCGCGUCUUGCUGCCCUCUGGAUCCUCUCGGCGGACCGCCUUCUGCAGCAGGGCAACCUGCAGGGCGCGCGGCUCCUCCUCCUCCAGGGGCUCCGAGUCGAGCGCGAGAGCCUCCCCCUCUGGUCCGACCUUCUCCGCCUGGAAGGCAUCGCCCUUGUCAAGGCGGCCCAGGGCGUCCGCCGCGCGAGAGAGCGAGCGCGGGAGCGCGAAAAGGACAAACGCAGAACGGACGAGGAGCGAGACUUGGAGGGCGCGAAGAACGGCCUCAACACGGAGCAGGGCUGCGCCUUCGCGGGCGAGGCUGCGAGGCAAAAGGGGGAGGAGCAGGAGAAGGUGGAGAAGCUGCACGCGCGCGGCCGGGCGCUGAUGGUCGUGCUGCAAGGCGCGGUGAAGCGUCUGGGCGAGGAAGCACCGAGAAAGACGAAGGGGAAAGACGGGAAGGGCGAGGGGCGAGGAGGGAGACUCGCAGACAACGAGGUGCUGAGAAGAGCCAAACUCCAUGCAUUCCUUUUCCGCGCGCUGGGCCUCUGUCUCCAUUUGCAGGCUUCACAGGAGGCCGGCUUGCUCGCGGAAGCGAUCGCGGAGUUCCAGGGCAAGCUGGCAGACUUCCUCCACGCGGCUGCCGACGAGCAGCCCCUGCUGCGGCUGUACGAGUGGAAAGUGCACCUGCUUCGGGCUGCCUCGGAACGGCGGAUUCCGACGGAGAAUAAGGAUAGCUCUGCAGAGAAAAUGGACGCAGUCUCCAGGCGGCGCAUGCAAGACCUGCAGAGAGAGAUCGUCGCCGAGUGCUGCGUAGAUCCGCGCCUUCUCCUGCUCUUCGCCUUCUUCCUGGGUGGUCUGUGCCUCUCCAGCGCGGCGGCCGGCGCGCGGAGACAGCGCGGAGAGAACGCGACGGAGGCCCUAGGGCCUCAGGCUCUCGCGGGCGCCGAGCGCGAGUGUCUCGGAGACGCUGUUGAAAUCUGUUUCGACGUGGACGGCGAAGAGGAAGCGCAGGGUGUCGAGGACCUCUUGGCGGACAGUGUCGACGCCGAGAAAUUCGUUGAGACAGGUGAGGGAAAUGUAGGCGACGCCGAGCCAGCUAGCUCCGCGCUGGCGCUCGCGUCCAGGGCGCCGCUCCAACUGCAGAAGGGCGAGGACCUGGAGAAGCGUUUCUUCGCGGAAAACGGGAACGUGGAACUCGAGGAUGGCGCUUGGGGAGGGUCGCUGGCGGUUGCGCUGGAACCGGAACAACGAACGGCGUUUCUGGCUCGCGUGUACAACCGAGAAGCGAGAGACAUGCUGGAAGUGCUGGCGGCGGACGGGCUGCCCGAAAUCCGCCUCCUCCUCAAGGAGGAGCCGUGCCUCCCGGGCGCUCUCCUACUGCACUGUGCGGAAGACAAGGGGCUGAACGGGGAAGAACAGACAGAGCAGCCGAUCAAGAAAAUGACAGCUUUGCUGACUGCCGCCGAACUCGCACAAUCACAGAAAGCCGUUCUCUGGACGGCGCUCUGGCGUGAAGCCGACCCCAGCCACCGGCUCUGGCUCCUCAGAUGUAUGUACACCGCAGUGCAGCAGCUGGUAGAAGGACAGCCGAAGGCCGGAAAGGGAAAGUCUUCGUGGCUCCCAUCUGCCGCGGUGUCGGCGACCGGGGAAGUCUUGCAGCUGCUCUUGGCGGAUGAGCAGUGGGCGGACGCAUCGGCGACUCGCGAGAAAAUCGAGGGUCUCCGGACGGACCUGAAAAACCUCGCCCUCCAGGCGUUCAGGAAGUGGCCCUCUGUCUCUCUGCUCCUCCUGGCCCACCACAGACUUUCUUCGUUUUCUUCCGGUGAAGCAGAGACGGCCUCACGGUUCUCUUCCGGUUUGCAGCUCUCCGCCUCGGACUUCUUGGGUCUCGUACCCCAGCCCCUCCAGUCUGAGGAGGCGUGCAGUCGUUUUGUCUCCGCAGCGCGGAGUCUGCUCCGGGGGCUAGCUGCGGGAGAGACACGACUUCGGGGCCUAGAAAGUCAGCGGCUUCUGUGCGCCUUGCUGGCGGAGGCGGGUGAAGGCAGCAGAGGAUCUCAGGGACAGGGGAGAAGUCGGGGCCUGCCUGACCGACUGCCAGACUGGAUAGGCGAGCUUCUCUUGGCGACGCGUCCGGAGGCCACCGCGUCUCUGGUGCACGCGUUUUUGUGCUUUCUCGAGAGCUCCUUCGCUGCUGGAGACUGGGAACGUCCGCGAGAUCUCUUGGAGGACACGGAAGCGCGCCACGCUUCGCGAAAAAGAAAAUGUCCAGAAAGUGAGGAUAAGCAGGUCAGAAAAGAGCUGUUCGAGCACGCACGGCAACCGCCGCUCUUUUCAUGGAAGCACGCUGUCAAAGCUCUGACGGAGGACAAGUUCUGUCCUGGCCUUAGUGUCCCUUCGAGGCUUCUGCUCGUCCUGGCUUGCUGCGAGUUUUCUCUCGACCGUCUCUGGGCCUCUGUGGCAGAGGAAGGCGGACACCGAGGCUCGUCUCUACCGGGCCUGCAGUCCACUGGCGAGGUGGUGAACAGCUGUCAUAGAAAACACAAAGCAUGUGUAGCCCUGCAUGUCAACUGCCCUGCUUCUGUGGCUCUGGAGGCCCAAGCGGUCUUCGAGUGCGCCCUUUGGAGCUUCGAUCGCUGCGGCGUGUCUGGCGGCUCUGGCGACGAGGCUGGAAAUGCCUUUUUCGAAUCAAAGCGGAAGUUGGUGCCUCAUGCGAGUCGUGCCGACCGCCUGGAGGCGCAAGCGAAGCCACUGGUGCGACAAAUUCUGCAAGUGGUGCCGCAGCUCUUCGACCUUCAUCGGCACUGGUGGGUUUCGUUCUGGAGAUUUUCUAGGUUCCGAGAGGCCUGCAAUGUGCUGCCCGCUUCCUCCGUGGACCAGAGGAAGCGGCGGAACGUAGCUGCGCCUCUGGGUGGUGCGCGUGACGGUCACGCAGAGAUUUCGCGGGCCGCCCUGACUUCGCCACUCCUCAGUUUGCACAGAGAAGGCCCGGCUACAGCUUCCGGAGCGAAAAGGUCUGCAGUUGCCUCCACCUCCGUCGGAGCAGGCGGUCUGGAAAGCCGCGAAGUCGAGCGCCGCGCCUGCGUCGCUCUAGGUGUGCGGGACUCCUCCUGGCUAGCUGAAGAAGCUUGCGUGCCGGGACCCGAGGGCCGGGGCUGCCGCGUGUGUGGCUCGGGGCGUCUGUGGUGUAUGUACAGCUCCAGUGAGGGAGAGAGUGGAGGCAAAAGGGACUAGCGUGGUGGAAUGUCUGUGAAAAAACAUCAGUGUCACAGGAUAUCGAAUCCCGACUCGUUUAGCUCUCUUAAGCAGUCCGGGAGGGUGUUGAUGUACAGCAGUCGGAACGAACUUGGUUGAAUGGUGCGUGGUCGAGACCUCUGAAACGCGUCGACGUUUUUGGCGUGCUUUCUCUCUUUUGGCAUUUCAAGACGUUUCCUUUUGCUUUUCGCUCGCGUGGAUUUUGCUGUUUCGCGACAACCGGGACCGCCGUGUGCCACUGCAGUGCAGAAAGGCACUUCCGGGAAAAAGGCCCCCCCAUGAGAGAAAGCUGACGUCGCUCGUGGAAGCAAAGGUCACUGGAGCUCCUCGCACACUUGUUUGAAUGCGCUACAGUGACAGACACUUGAUGAUAUCAAAACCGGUUGACUGGAGGCGACGGAGCCACUGUUAAGAAGAGGCCAGACCCUAAAGCGUAAUCUGUAGCAUGUGGGAACUCCGGAGUCUCAUGUCGACGGCAAUUCUUCAUUCCAGCUUAACUCGCAAACGGCCAGUGGUGUCUGAAACAGCCGGAAGGACUCGUCACCAGGGUGUGCAGAGGAAUUCACUCUUUUUCAGAUGUAGCGGAUGACAUGCACGGCUGUUUAUUUGAUUCAGACCGAUGUGGUCACGAAAAAUUGAAGACGACGCAUCCUCGUCAAAGUGACCGGGCCGGCUGUACGCGAACGACACGGGCGCUAACGCAGUCAGAUUCUGUCUAUUCAUACCCGUUUCUCUUCGAGCUCUGGACACAUUUGUUUGCGGAGAACGGAAGACCGCCGGACUAAUCAGAGUCCCCACAGAAAACUCCAACUACUGGAGGGCCUGGAGGCAUCCGUUUUCUUUUAUCCUAUAUUUCGAGGCGCACAGGAUACGAAAUGUCACUUCUCUCGGGGGCACGAUAAGUUUUUGUGUUAUUUUAUGUGCGUGGAUGUGCACUUUUGCGUUUAUGUAUACUGCAAAUGAUGUACAGUGUACCUGUACAUUCGGCAUAUGUGCCACGGCUUUGCCUUUUCCUUCAAGAGGAGACACCAUGCCAACCGUCCUGGCACUCUCUGCUAAUGAUCC